Messenger RNA from Porites lobata, 498 nucleotides. The record is from the annotation of a GenBank genome assembly. NCBI's taxonomy places the organism in Eukaryota, Metazoa, Cnidaria, Anthozoa, Scleractinia, Poritidae.
GUAUCUGAAAAUCACAAAAUAAAACACAUCUUUAGGCACCCCGUCGAGACAACGUGUUGGUUUCAGACCUAUUUUAUUGACGAAGCCGGCUUUUAUGAACUUGUUUUUAGCUCAAAAUUAGAAACAGCAAAAAAGUUCCGUGAUUGGGUAUUUACCACUGUACUCCCAUCAAUCCGUAAAUAUGGCCAAUACAAACUGUUUGAUAGUCCCUGGAAUAACAUGAUUAUGACUGGCAAUGAGACUGACCUCCAUCAUAAAGUAGUAGAUCUAAUAAGAAGAUAUUAUCCCGAUACUAUAUUAUUAGCAGGACUGGGGGAGAAUCAGGAUACUGAGGAUAAGAGACUGGAUUCAUAUAAAAAGGGAUAUAUGAGAGGACAGCCUGAUCUAUUGGUACUUGAUUAUCACAAAGAUUAUAAAGGCCUGGGCAUAGAAUUCAAGAGUCCUACAGGUAACUACUAUGUAUCAGAAGCCCAAAAGGAGAUGAAGAAGAAGUACGUU